Miscanthus lutarioriparius is the source of this 797-nucleotide messenger RNA. The record is from the annotation of a GenBank genome assembly. Lineage: Eukaryota; Viridiplantae; Streptophyta; Magnoliopsida; Poales; Poaceae.
UUCAUGUCGGAUCCACACCUUGCUCACAACACAAUAAUGCAGUAAGAGAAUGUCAAGCUAUACUGAAUCAACCAAAUCAUAUAGAAAAUAUUUUGGAAGAGGCAACUGACAGGGAGAAGGAAAGAAAUCGUCUACGUCUGAGAACAUCAAUAGCAGUUGUUAAGUGGCUAACAUUUCAGUCAUGUGCUUUUAGAGGUCGUGAUGAGAGACCUCAGUCAAAAAAUAGAGGUAACUUUAUUGAAAUGCUAAAGCUUCUUGCAGAGUUCAAUCCUGAAAUUGCAAGUGUAAUUUUAGAGAAUGCCCCAAAAUAUUGCAAAUACACCUCACCAAAUAUUCAAAAAGAGAUUUUAAGUAUUUUUGCAAUGAAAGUCAGGAAGCAUAUCCGUGAAGAAAUUGGUGAUGCCAAGUUCUCUAUUCUUGUGGAUGGAACAUGUGACGUGGCAAAGAGAGAGCAAAUGGCACUUAUUUUCAGAUUUGUUGAUAUAAAUGGUGUUUUACAAGAACGGUUCUUUGACUUGAUACAUGUAAAGAACACCAAAGCAUUGACAUUAAAAGAGGAAUUGUGUACUGUACUGUCCAAAUAUGGCUUUGACAUCCAAAACCUUCGUGGCCAAGGGUAUGACGGUGCAAGCAAUAUGAAAGGAGAGUUGAAUGGACUGCAAGCACUUUUUCUUAGAGAAUGUCCUUAUGCAUAUUAUGUCCAUUGCUAUGCACAUCGCUUGCAACUUGCUCUUGUCGCUGCAGCAAAGGAUGUGGUUCCUGUUACCCAGUUUUUUAGCAACUUCUCUUUAUUGUAA